Saprolegnia parasitica CBS 223.65 is the source of this 822-nucleotide messenger RNA. RefSeq lists its product as hypothetical. The coding region runs from base 1 to 822 and encodes 273 amino acids. The record is from RefSeq and is a predicted model, not a curated record. Gene Ontology annotation, molecular function: polygalacturonase activity. The transcript has 2 exons. Gene Ontology annotation, biological process: pectin catabolic process. Gene Ontology annotation, cellular component: extracellular region. NCBI's taxonomy places the organism in Eukaryota, Oomycota, Saprolegniomycetes, Saprolegniales, Saprolegniaceae.
AUGAAGAUCGUUACGACGAUCGCGCUUCUUGUCGCUGCGGCCAUCGCCAACGGCGCCAAGUACUGGGACGGCAAGGGCGGCAACGGCGGCGUCGACAAGCCCAAGUUCUUCAAGUCGUCCAAGCUCGCCGACUCGACCAUCAAGGGCUUCAAGCUCCUCAACACGCCCGUCCACGCCUUCUCGAUCAACACGGUCACCAACUCCAAGUAUCUCGACAUUACGAUCGACAACAAGCUCGGCGACACCAAGGGCGGCCACAACACGGACGCUUUUGACGUCGGCAGCUCGACAGGUAUCUUGAUCUCGGGCGCGAUCGUCUACAACCAGGACGACUGUCUCGCCGUCAACUCGGGUACUGGCAUCACCUUUACCAACGGCUUUUGCAGCGGCGGCCACGGUCUCUCGAUCGGGUCGGUUGGCGGUCGCUCCAACAACAUCGUCAAGGACGUGACCAUCUCCAACUCCAAGAUCGUCAACAGCGACAACGGUGUGCGCAUUAAGACGGUCUCGGGCGCCAAGGGGUCGGUCUCGGGCAUCACGUACUCCAACAUCCAGCUCGAAAACAUCGGCAAGUACGGCAUCGUCAUCGAGCAGGACUACCUCAACGGCGGCCCGACGGGCAAGCCCACCAACGGCGUCCCGAUCACCAACGUCACGCUCAACAAGAUCACGGGCUCCGUCUCUGCCAAGGCCACCAACACGUACAUUUUGUGUGCGCAGGGCGCGUGCAGCAACUGGAAGUGGACCGGCGUCGCGGUCACCGGCGGCAAGGCCUCGACCAAGUGCUCGCACAUCCCGGCCGGCUCCAACGCCAAGUGCUAA